UCCAUCCCGGAAGUGCUCGGCCUCUGCGUGUUUACUGUGCACCACAUUAAAUAAUCUCGUUUUCUGACGAAAGCUUCGCAGACAGCGGUGAAACAUGUCGGCGGGGAGCCGUCUGGAGAACGCGAACCCGGUGAUCUUCCAGCGGUCCGGGGAGCGGUUAUUGACGGCUUCAGAGGAAGACGAAGACAUCCACGACCCCAUCGACGACCGAGAAAUCUUCGAUCUGAUUCGAUCCAUCAACGACCCGGAGCACCCGCUGUCCCUGGAGGAGCUCAACGUGGUGGAGCAGGUCCGGGUCAAGAUCCUGGACGAGGAGAACUCUGUCUCCGUGGAGUUCACUCCCACAAUCCCCCACUGCAGCAUGGCCACGCUCAUCGGGCUGUCCAUCAAAGUCAAGCUGCUGCGCUCCCUGCCAGACAGGUUCAAGAUCGAUGUUCACAUCACUCCAGGGACUCACGCCUCAGAGGAAGCAGUGAACAAGCAGCUGGCCGAUAAAGAGCGAGUCGCAGCCGCUCUGGAGAACUCGUCUCUGCUGGAGGUCGUCAACCAGUGUCUGUCCGCCAGAACCGUCUGAGGGUCCGUCCAGUGGCUCCUGUCCUGCUGUCCGUCUGCCAUAAAGGUUUCCAUCUUUUUGUGAAGUUCUGAUAAAGGUCACACUUUUCCAGAUGUCCAAACACAUUUUAUGUGUGGACAGUUUUGACACAUCGUAGUUUUCAUGCAUUCAAACAGUAUUAAAAGAUCUUAAUUCUUUUUAUAUAAGAAUAAAGUUUGCAUACAGCUGUUUGCAGAGUCUGCAGCAACUUAUGUGAUAUGUAUAUAUUUAAAAAUGGUUUUUGAAAUAUUAUUAAAGAAACAUGAA
Molecule: messenger RNA, 859 nt
Organism: Salarias fasciatus (jewelled blenny)
Lineage: Eukaryota; Metazoa; Chordata; Actinopteri; Blenniiformes; Blenniidae
Gene: ciao2b
Product: cytosolic iron-sulfur assembly component 2B
Exons: 5
Coding region: 95-574 (159 amino acids)
Cellular component (GO): cytosolic [4Fe-4S] assembly targeting complex
Source: RefSeq, a predicted model, not a curated record